GAAGCCGGUGAGGGGCGGAGUCUCAGUGCAGCGACAGAGGUGGAUCAUCGGAUCAUCCGCAACAAACAGGACAUGUCUGUGAAGAUGGAAAUGGAUAUCAGUGGAGUGUCCAGGACACGUGUCUCCAUUUGUCCUGCAGCUGAGAUCAAGGCCACAUUAAAGCCAGAGGCAGAGCGACCUCGCUGCGCCUCCACGCCAUGCUCCCCCAUCAGAGGAACUGUAGCGGGAUACCAGAUCCUACACAUGGACUCAAACUACCUGGUGGGCUUCACCACCGGCGAGGAGCUGCUCAAACUGGCCCACGAGUGGUCGGAAGGCGCUCCAGAGAAGAGCUCUGUGUCGGAAGCUGUGACCAGCCCCACCAAGAGCACCGCCCCCAAGUCUGGGGACUUGGGCGUCCACCGGUCGUCACGAAUCUUCAAAGGGAAAAGCCGCUACUAUCAACCCUACGACAUCCCCGCUGCCAACGGGCGGAGACGGAGGCGCAUGCCCAGCUCGAGCGACACCUUCCUCAGGUCCCUGGCUCAUGGGGAACCUGGGAGGAGCCUGCACGCUCCGCUACCUCUCUGUCUGCUCAAAGGCACGGGGGCUCAGUCCAAGUCUCUGGACUACCUCAACCUGGACAAAAUCAGUAUCAAAGAGUCCUCGGACACUGAGGUGCUGCAGUACCAGCUGCAGCACCUCACCCUGCGAGGGGAGCGCGUGUUCACCCGCAACAAGACAUGAAAGCACAGCGGAGGCUUUUUUUCAGGCGUCCUCCGCCCUGCAGGGUUUUAGGUGCUAUUUCCAGCUCGGUUUGUUUGUACUCAGAUUAUUAACAGUUCUUUAAGAAGUCUGAUAAUCUUGUUAUAUUAUUAACGGGGGGGUUUUACCUUGUGGCAUAACGUUGUGAAGAAAAUCCUUCAAUUAGCCCUCACAUUGUAAUGAGGUUUAAAAAAUGUGAAUCAUAUAAACUUAGCAAUAACUAGUGAACCUAUUUAUUGACCGUGUUGUGUGUUUGUGGUCGGUGACGCACUCGGCUGAGAAAAGCACAUUUCACACAGUAUCAGCUUUAAACUGCACCGUUCUUAUCAGGCCAGUCAGAGUUUCUCUGGAGACUCGUGUCGAUGGAAGUUUUGUGAUUUUCUCUUAAUGCAGACGAGUGUGAAUUUAGCAGGAUGAUCGUUUUAGUAUGUUGCUAAUUUAUUUAUUGCUCUUUUAUGCUGUUGGUUAAUAUCAGUGUGAUUUCAAACCUUUUAUUCAUCAUAAAAUUGGCAAGUGGAAAAAAACUGAGUGAUGCUCCAGUUAAAUCUGUUCAGUGAAGGUGAGGUAAUUAAAGUACGAGUCGAAUACUAAUACAUGACGUGUGUACAUUUAAAGAUCUAUAAUUAUUCCCUCUGUCCACGUGUUCUAGUGACUUUUUAAAAUAUGUCGCUCUGCUGUCUCGAGUCGAUAGUUAGCAUCAGACAGAUCAUUUUACAUCACGUCAUCAGCUCCUGUGACCACGAGUCCGUUUUCUAAUUCGUCUCAAUCCGUCUUCUGAGACUGAAUUAAAUAUUUGAUCACAAAAAGACGACUGUGGACUUUUCCCUUUGUGUCUGACAGCUGGUCACUGGAGGCGUGGCCAGGGCCACAGGCUUGUCUGUUCAGUCAGUUACUCUGUGACACAGACACUGAACUCACUGUCAGUGAUGACGUGUCAUGGAGUCUGGCGUCACACAUACACUCACGCAUCAUGGCCGCCCCGUGCGUCCUGCGUCUUUUCCAACAGAAUGAAUCCCCACGUGUGGCUGCAGAGGGCGCUGUUGAUCAGUCAGUUACAUAGAGAGGCUUUAAGUUAGACCUUGAAAAACACUCUGACCUGAGAGUUGGAUGUUGCAGAGUGAUGCUUCACAGUUACCAUGGUGAUGCUUCCUCUCCACACGCAGACUCGGAGUAUCACUUCAGUGUUUUUCUGCUCCUGUUUACUGGCUGGUUGGAAACAUGUCGGCUUUAGAAAACCAUGAUCUCUGGUUUUUUACAUUGUCUUUUUACUGAGUGUGUGUGUUCCCCUUACAGCCCGAUGCCUCUACAGCAGGAAACCUGUUUCUGCACCUGAUUGCACUGUUGGACGUCGACUGGAAACGUCAGUGCACCUUGAUCUCAUCACCACGCGCCACCAGCUGGGUGUUCACAGUCAACGCUGCAAUAUUGUACAUAAAGAAGCCAUGUGAACGCACCUACAGUUGUGUGAACAGUGUGUUCAGCCCCUGAGCUUCACACUGGCUCUGUUGCACUAAAGCAUUAGAAAGUUCUUUUGUCUCUAUCAAGAAUUUCAAAUAGAAAAACUGAACAGUUUGUUAUCGCAGCUCAGAAUCUGAUUUUACCUGCAAGAGGCAGAAAUGUUCAAUCCAGUAAAGACGGACGACGUCACGGCUCAGUUAAACCAACUCAGCCCAUCU
Paralichthys olivaceus (Japanese flounder) is the source of this 2420-nucleotide messenger RNA. Lineage: Eukaryota; Metazoa; Chordata; Actinopteri; Pleuronectiformes; Paralichthyidae. The record is from RefSeq and is a predicted model, not a curated record.